AUGUCAAAUCAAAAUAAAAGAGUCUAUUUCGAUGUUCAAAUCGGUGAUGAAAAAGUCGGCAGAAUUGUAAUGGAGUUAUAUUAUGAUAAAACUCCAAAAACUGCAGAAAAUUUCAGAGCAUUAUGUACCGGUGAAAAAGGUAUUGGUAAGAGUGGUAAACCACUUUCAUAUAAAGGUUCAAAAUUCCAUAGAGUUAUCAGCAACUUUAUGAUUCAAGGUGGUGAUUUUACUGCAGGUAAUGGUACUGGUGGUGAAUCAAUUUAUGGUGAAAAAUUCGAAGAUGAAAAUUUUGAAAAUAAACAUGUUAGACCAGGUUUAUUAAGUAUGGCUAAUGCAGGUCCAGGUACUAAUGGAUCACAAUUUUUUAUUACAACUACUGAAACUCCACAUUUAGAUGGUAAACAUGUUGUUUUUGGUAGAGUUAUUAAAGGUAUGGGUGUCGUUAGACAAAUCGAAGAACAACCAACUGAAAGUGAUAAACCAUUACUUGAUUGUACCAUCAUUGAUUGUGGUGAAUUACAAGAGGGUCAAGAUGAUGGAGUACCAGCCAAAGCUGAUGGUGAUAGUUGGGAAGAUUUUCCACAAGAUGAAAAUGUUGAAGGUGGUGAUCAAGGAUUCCUCAAGGUUGGUGAAUCAAUUAAAAAUAUAGGUAACAAUUAUUUCAAAGAAGGUAAACUUAAUGAAGCUAUUGGUAAAUAUAAAAAGUCACUUAGAUAUUUAGAUUGUUGUAGUAAUAUCGAUGGUCUUAAACAAAUUCAAACCGUUUGUUACAAUAAUAUGGCACAAUGUUAUCUCAACCAAAAGAAAGGUUCAGAAGCUCUCGAAAAUUGUAAAAAAGCCUUAGAAAUUUCACCAAAUGAUCAAAAAGCUUUAUUCAGAAAGGCUAAAGCAAACACUUUGUUACAAGAAUAUGACGAAGCAACCAAAGAUUUAAAAGCUAUUGUUGAAAAAGAUCCACAAAACAAAGAUGCUUCAAACGAACUUUCAAGAGUAUUAAAAUUACAAAAAUCAAUUGACGACAAAGCUAAAAAAGCUUUCAGUAAAAUGUUUGAUGAUGAAGAAUAA
This is a messenger RNA of Dictyostelium purpureum, 1065 nucleotides long. RefSeq lists its product as uncharacterized. Gene Ontology annotation, molecular function: peptidyl-prolyl cis-trans isomerase activity; protein binding. The transcript is spliced from 3 exons. Gene Ontology annotation, biological process: protein peptidyl-prolyl isomerization; protein folding. The record is from RefSeq and is a predicted model, not a curated record. The coding region runs from base 1 to 1065 and encodes 354 amino acids. Lineage: Eukaryota; Evosea; Eumycetozoa; Dictyosteliales; Dictyosteliaceae.